Cydia pomonella (codling moth) is the source of this 2591-nucleotide messenger RNA. It is a transcript of the gene MESR6, whose product is annotated as UPF0489 protein C5orf22 homolog. Lineage: Eukaryota; Metazoa; Arthropoda; Insecta; Lepidoptera; Tortricidae. The transcript is spliced from 3 exons. The record is from RefSeq and is a predicted model, not a curated record. The coding region runs from base 1346 to 2497 and encodes 383 amino acids.
AAUUUAAAAGGAUGUUAGUUUAAUAAUAUCGGUUUUUGAAUUCAAACCAUACUAGAUAAUUUUGGCAACUUCCUGCUUUAAGAACAAAUAUAAUUACUUUGUUAUGAAAUUAUUGUAGUUUGUGUUUUUACAAGUAGUCACACUACUAUUUAAAUUAUAAACGAAAUAAAUGUCAUAUACAAAGGAAAAAAGCGGCCAAGUGCGAGUCGGACUCGCCCAUGAAGGGUUCCGUACCAUUUAUGACGUAUUAAAAAAAAACUUACUAGAUCUCGUUCAAACCAAUUUUCGGUGGAAGUUUGCAUGGUAAUAUACCUCAUAUAUUUUUAUAGUUUUAUCAUUCUGUUAUUUUAGAAGUUUUUACCACUUUGGAAGUGCUUCUCGCGCAAACUAUUUAGUUUAGAAAAAAAAUGAUAUUAGAAACCUCAAUACCAUUUUUGAAGACCUAUCCAUAAAUACCCCACACGUAUGGGUUUGAUGAAAAAAAAUUGAGUUUCAGUUCUAAGUAUGGGGAACCACCACAAUUUAUUGUUUUUUUGUGUGAAAAUCUUAAUGCGGUUCAUAGAAUAUAUCUACUUGCCAAGUUUCAACAGUAUAGUUUCGGAAAAAAGUGGCUAUGACAUACGGACGGACAAUAACGCUCCAAAGCAGCCUGGAGGUUAAAUUCAUUCAUACUACAUGUUUUUGGUUUAAUUGCUGAUUUCCAUAUUCGCUCCAUAGCAACGCAAAAGUCCAAUACGUAUAGGCUGUUUGUUUUAUUUUCGAGGUCUCUUUGCAUUUGUUAGCAAAGUGAUUCUCCCUUGUAUAUUUUGCGGGGCGGCGCCUUGACCCAAAUUUCGACUCGCAGAACAGACAGUGUAGGCGAGCAAAAACGAAGCUUUGUUGACUUAGUCAAGGACCCACUGUUGAGACAGAUCAUAAUAAUAAAUAUUCUAAUAUCUUUCGAUAUGGAAGAAGAAUAUAUCUGUAAGAAUAUUUACUUUUAUACCCAGACGGCUUAUGUCUAAUUAUCUAGUACCUAAUGUAAUAAAAAAAAUUUUUUUGCUGUAAGAUAUCUUCGAAUAGGUAUUCGAAGAAAAUAAGGUUAUUUCGGUUACACUUUCCAUCAGUUUUCAUCCCAUUACCUGAAGUGAUCGUGAUCUACAAUGGGUACCCUUUUAUAAUAUCUGCAGUGGCGGGCGUCAUAUAAAUUCAAAGAAAAGCCGGAGCUAAAUCGGAUAAGUUUUUCUUCAAGAACAUGUAGAACAAAGUGCCACUGUAAUGUAAGUGAUCAUAAUAAUGUUUCAGAUAUUUCUUAUAAGGGUUCCCUUCUAAAUCAAAAUUGGAAUCUUCUGAUAACUGGAGUGGAAUGGCGGAAAAUGGCGAGAAACGAAGUGAGCCGCCUUUGAAGCGCUUCAAAAAAGUGCCAGUUUAUGUAGUGGAGGAACACAACGAUGCAUUACAGUUUAUUUACUCCGCCAUCGGAGGAAAAAAAUUGCCUUUGGAAGGAACGACUCUACUUCACUUCGACGCUCACCCUGACAUGCUUAUAGAUCGUAGAUUGAAGGGUGCUGAGGCCCGGGCUGGCAGAGAACUUUUGCCUUUGUUACAAAUAGAGAACUGGAUAGUUCCUGCGGCUGCGGCUGGACACAUAGGCCGUGUUGUAUGGCUGCGGCCACCUUGGGCAAAACAAUUCAAAGAUGGCUCUCGUGUCAUAGACGUCGGCGAUCACCCGGAUAACGGCUUACUGCGCGUUAAUAGCAAAGAACCAUAUUAUAUGUCUGAUGCCCUCUAUUCUUCCAAACUGUACAACAAACGAACCUUCACACUAACUGUAGCAGAAGUCCCAGACCCGGACCAUACUGAAGACGAAACCCAUAUGAAAAUACUGGCUAAAGAACUAGCAAUAUCGUACCCUUAUGUUCUCGAUAUCGAUUUAGACUUCUUUAGCACGGGAAAUCCCUUUUUAUCCCUUUAUGAAAAUAUACAGCUGUACGACCGCUUGGAGCCAAUCUUCGGAUUUAAACUUCCCGAUAGCGACGAUAACGAAACUGUAGAGAAAUUUGUGGAUUUACGUGAAAGGCAAUUGAACGAACUCGAUAACUUAUUCCAGCACCUCGAGGAACAUAAUAAUUUGGAAAAUUAUGAAGGUGAAAAGACGGAGACUUUUCAGAAAGUUUCAGAUAUCGCCUCGGCUGUGUUAUCCGAAGCUGGGCGGUUGGGCCAGCCGCCGAAUUGGUGGGCGGUGUACGCGGGCGGAUGCACGCGCGACCAGGGCGGGUUGCCGCAUCACAUUAGCACAGAGGAGGAGGUGCGACAUAAAAUGGACACGAUCAUCAGACCAUUGUUGAAAGCCUUGCCGCCACCUGUUUUGGUGACCGUCGCGAGGUCUACUGACGACGGUUACUGCCCUCCGGAUCAGGUUGACUACAUUCAAUCACUAGUACUCCAUAUGCUUAAAGAAAUUUAUGAUACCGAUGAACCAGAAUAUUAUUAUUUAAAAGUGAGCAACGAAGAUUAAAUGACAUUGUAAUUAAUAAUAUCAUCGUUUGUGAGUUUUUAUAUUGUACUCGUAUUUUUCUAUUAAAAUGAAUACACCGUAAAUACUACUUGAA